GGAGCACUAAGAUUAGCCCCGAGUGUGAUAAUGUUUGUAGAAAAGUAUGCAAUUCAUCAUUAUUAUCGCCACGAUGUGUUUGCCUGAAAUUGUCAGUUUACUCAUUGUAUUGUAGUCGCAUCCUACUAGGCAAGGAAGCCCCGUCCGGUUGUGGACAGAUGUAUCCAAGGUAGUUGGGGGUCUAUCAUCUUCAGUACAAUAAAAUACGGACCCAGAGAACGACUCUGUUCUGCUUUUUACAUGGUGUCAGAAGUGGGAUACUGACUCGACGGAUUGACCCUCAACUGCUGGCCUGACAGGACACAGGACUGCAGGAUAUCGCUGCUACCGGAACCAGAAAGAUGAAGAUCGACGGGCAUCAGCAGUAGAAGAUUAAGAUUUAGAUAAUGCUUUAAUUUUGUUAAAUGUUGUUUGGGUAUUUUCCUGUUUCUUUCCCUUAAAGAUUCCUUCAAGUUAGAUCUUAGGGUCUUGAGUUAAGGAUGCCUGGAGAUAGACCACAGGGUGAAGGGGAGGGGGAAGGAACAGGAGAACAGGAAGUUAAUGAGGGAGUUGACAAGGUGGAGGAACUCUCUUCGGAGUUGGAAAGGCUCCGAAUGAGAAUUAAGGAGCAGGAGGUCUGGAUUAGGAACCAGCAAGAGGAGUCGAAAAAGCCAGUCAUGAUGGUCACAGGGAGGAAGCUGGACCGCUUCAGGGGAAGGCCGGAGAGGGCGGGUGACCCCACCCUGGCUGAGUGGAUUUCAGACAUCAGGAGCCACGCUGAAUCCAGGCGCCUGAAUCCUUCAGAUACCGCUGCUGUGAUCAUAGACAACCUGGCAGGAAGGGCCCGACAAGAAAUUCAAGGGCGUGGAGACCUUCUGAAAGGCCAGCCGGAAGAGAUCUUUAAGGUCCUGAUAAGAGUCUUUGGGGAUGGAGACCAGCUACCCCUCCUCCAGGAAAGAUUUUACUCCCUGAGACAAGGAC
Molecule: messenger RNA, 960 nt
Organism: Haliotis rubra (blacklip abalone)
Lineage: Eukaryota; Metazoa; Mollusca; Gastropoda; Lepetellida; Haliotidae
Exons: 2
Source: RefSeq, a predicted model, not a curated record